AUGGCACAAAACUACCCCAACUCGUGUCAGCCUUCACUGAUCGGCCAGCCUCCGGCGGCGAUCAAGUUUCGGCUCGUCGUUCCCCUGCUGCGGGAAGGAGCUGCAGGGGAGAAAAUCCUAGUAGGCAAUGUUCUGCAGAUGCCCAGCUCUGAUGUGCAGGACACAAUGAAGCGCCUGGGCAUCAACUCUGAAGAUCGUUCACGACUCACUACUGCUCUCUCCUGUCUAAAGAGUCCUACGGAAACAGGUAAACUAAAGCGCGCUGCCAGCCAACCUGCCGUGACUAAGCCCACAGUUGGCCAUGGCCGUUCCAUCUCCAUAUCCGUGGUUCCGUGCUCAGGUGAAAGCCCACCUUACAUCCCUCCUGAGGAAAUGUCUCCCGCCUUCUCGGAGCCCAACACUCCCUCUAGAAUCCGUGCUUCUAAGUUACAAACAGCCAAAACGGCCCAUACGCUUCCAUCGCCUUCCCGCAAACUGCUGCAGCUCCUGCCGAUGUCAAGAAGCAAGAGUCAUGACUCUCAACCUGUCAACCACACUGAGGAGCCAGCAAACCACAAGACCAAUAAGAAGAACAAGACUCUGGCUGCUAUUCAGCUCAACGGAAACAGUUUUGAGGAUUUGAACCUUCGUUCACCCUUGCUGUCCGCUGUCCCUGCAUCAGCCCCAUAUACAAUAACUGCUGCCCCGACUUUCCUGGACAACAUCGCUUUGCAAAAGAAUUCACCGCAGACAGUGAGGCGGGAUAUUGGCUUGGCUGUUACGCACAGGUUUUCAACUAAAUCAUGGCUCUCCCAGACAUGCCAAGUCUGUGGCAGGAACAUGAUCUUUGGUGUAAAGUGUAAACACUGCAAAUUAAAGUGCCACAACAAAUGUACCAAAGAAGCUCCUUCUUGUCGGAUUUCAUUUCUUACAUUGCCAAAGAUACGAAGAGCGGAAUCUGUGCCUUCUGAUAUCAACAAUCGAAUUGAUCACAGAGCGAAGAUCCCAUUGCAGUUUCGUACGUUACCAAAGGCAGUCACCAAAAGGGAGCCUCGUGUCCAGCUUGACUCAAGCAGUAACCCAUCAUCAGCCGCCUCCUCCACACCUUCCUCUCCUGCACGUUCCCAGCAGAGCAACCCACCCAGUGUCAGCGCCACGCCCCCACUCAACACACCUCCACAGGGUUUCCAAGAUCAUAACUUUCGCUUCCCAGAUGUUCCUGAGUGCAAGAAUACUGAUAGUCAACAGUCGGACAGCUCCAAUGCAUCUGGAGUAUCACAGGCAGCCAUUACUGAGACGCCGGUGAAAGCAGCUGAGCAAGACCAGAAGGCAGAGGCGGAUCAUCCGGCCAGUGAUGUCCAAGACAAGUCCUUCUCCAAUGAGGACUUUGAUGAAGACGGGCUGGAAGAUUUGCCCUCUUCCAUCUGUCGUCGUAGGACUGGUGGCCGCUGGAGGGGGGGCAUCGACCGGAAGGCCAGUCAGACCAGCAUCUACCUGCAGGAAUGGGAUAUCCCCUAUGAGGAGCUGCAGCUUGGAGAGCUUAUAGGAAAGGGUCGUUGGGGGAAAGUGUUCAGGGGUCGCUGGCACGGAGAGGUUGCCAUUCGCCUUGUAGAGAUCGACGGCAAUAAUCAGGAGCAUCUGAAGCUUUUUAAGAAGGAGGUGAUGAACUACAGGCAAACUAGACAUGAAAAUGUCAUUCUGUUUAUGGGCGCCUGCAUGGCUCCACCGCACCUUGCUAUUGUCACCAGUUUCUGUAAAGGGGUGCCUUUAUACUCUUUUGUAAGAGAAACCGGUCAUUUGUUGGAUAUGAAUAACACCAGACAGAUUGCACAGGAAAUUGUAAAGGGAAUGGGCUAUCUGCAUGCCAAAAGCAUCGUUCACAAAGAUCUGAAGUCUAAGAAUGUUUUCUAUGACUCCAACCGAGUCGUUAUAACAGAUUUUGGUCUAUUUGGGAUGUCUGGUGUGGUACAAGAAGGCAGAAGAACAAGUGUGUUGAAGAUACCCCAAGGAUGGAUCAACUACUUGUCACCAGAGAUUGUUCGCGUGAUGAGCCCAGAGGUUGCUGAGGACCAGCUGCCUUUCUCAAAAGCGGCCGAUGUUUAUGCUUUUGGCACAAUCUUGUAUGAGCUGCAUUUCAGAAACUGGCCAAUCACCAACCAGCCUGUGGAAGCUAAAAUCUGGUUAGUGGGUAGCAAUGAGGGCAUCAAGAAGGUUCUAGCGGAUGGCAGCCUAAGCAAGGAAGUUACAGAAAUCCUUUCUGCCUGCUGGUCUUUUGAAAUAGAAGAAAGGCCGACCUUCACCCACCUGGCCGGUAUGUUGGAUAGGCUACCCAAACUGAACCGCCGACUGUCCCACCCUGGACACUUCUAG
Nerophis lumbriciformis (worm pipefish) is the source of this 2349-nucleotide messenger RNA. The record is from RefSeq and is a predicted model, not a curated record. NCBI's taxonomy places the organism in Eukaryota, Metazoa, Chordata, Actinopteri, Syngnathiformes, Syngnathidae.